CCAUUCACCCCUACCGCCGCGCCGCCUAACAGUUUGCUCUACUUGCCCGACUCCUCCCAAACCUAAGCUGGCGGCGGGCGGCCGAUAAGCGAGGUCACGAUGGGGGUGAGGCUGCCGAAUGGUCGGAGGCGAAUGAGAGCGGGCGCUCGGCACAGCAUUUCCGGCUGCUCGGCAUCUGGUGGCCCGCGGCCAGCGGCAAGCGCCAGCCACUCAGGCGCCCAGGCCAGGGCCACCAGCACUGCAGCUGAUGGCCGGACGGUGGGCCGCAAAAGCAGCAAGCCAGCAGACCAGCAUCAGCAAGCAGUAAGGUCAAUUAUUCAAUUUGAUUCUGUCUUCCCCAAUCGGCCAAUCUUGCAGUACACAUCAAUUUUUUCUGCUAAAGUCGAACACAUUGACUUAAGAGAUUAUUUAUGCCCCAUUCCCAUUAUAUAGACUAAAUUACUAAAUGAAGAGGAACAUGAGAAAUCCUUUUUCUCAUGCUCCUACGCCUGCAACUGCACUCUGCCCUCUUGAUAAAGUUGAGCAACAAGUAGAGCUAGAGAGUGUAGUAGAGUCUCAAAUAAUAGCUAGCAAUGUGGAUGCCGACAUUAGAAACAGAAGGAUCAAGUUUUUAUUGAGUUUUUCGUACAAUUAGACUUUGGAGAUAUAAUCUAAACCAUGUAAUUUAAGAACUUUUAGCUAUUGCUAUUUCAACAAUUAAUAUGUGGAUUAGUUUAAAUGUUUCAAACACUUAGAUAAGUGGCCCCUGCUAGAAAAAAGCACAUACGUACCGGGCGCCGGCCCGGUACCGCCUGGCCGGUACUAAGUAGGCCGCCACUUAGUACCGGUUAGGCGGCCUGGUACUAAAGGUGCACUUUACUAAAGUGCCUGCCACGCAGGCGCCGCAGGUGGAGCACUUUAGUACCGGUACUAAUUCGUUUCAUUUUUUUGGUUUCAACUAAUUCGUAUUCGUAUAUGUUUGCGUAUUAGUAUUAGUGUAUGUCUAUGUAUUCAUAUUCUUGUACGUCUGCGUAUUCGUAUAUAUUCGUAUCUAGCAUAUAAUUGAAUACAUUUAUUAUAGUUACAUAAACUUGAAAUAUUAUAUGUACCUCUAAUAUAAAUAUGUUAAUAAUAAACUUAGGAUUCAUAACAUAUUUACAAGUCGUCGUGCACAAAAGUUUUGUCCGACAAAUUUUUACAAGAUACUAAGGGUCCUUAGGCGCCUCAUCAUCGCUGAUGUCUUUAUUCGGAUCCGCUCGACCCACACUUAUUUUAGGAUUCACAUAAAAUUCUCGAGUUGGAUUUAUGACCUCAUCUAGGAGGAAUCAACAGAUUGAAUAUUGAAUUGCUUUGAUUCUUUCCGGUUGGAUGAGGGCAUUCGCCAUGCAAGUACUAUGUCAAGUGCAAACACCAAUAUUUUGAAUUAGUACCUAGAAAGAACUAAAUGCAAGUAAUUGUUAGUAAUGUUGUUCUACGUACUUUGAAAUCAUGUUGUGACAUCGAGCUGCGGCGGCAAAAAUCCACCAUGUACUCACAUAUGUAGUAGCCACAUAGGUUGUUUCCUGGCGCCUGUCUCAUUAUAUAUGUAUAUAUAUGUUGAUUAAAGAAACGACAGUAGAUGUGCGAUAUAUAUUCGUACCGGCCAGUUAGUGGUGAAUUCUAGCGGGGCUGGAGGUGACGAUAUUCCUAUAUGUUUUUCGAGGAAGCGAGCCCAUGCUUUUUGGAUGAUGUUUAUGAGGUCUUGGUAAUAAUAUGUUGGCUUCCUCAAGGAGUCGUGCACCCGAACUCGGCAUCUAUCGAUCUCGAUAAUAAGAAGGAUCUAGUGGAACCUGUUUCAUGCACAUAUAUGUAUAAGAAAUGUUGGAUAUAUAUACACAUAUAUAUAGUGAAGUCAAGAAAAAAGAUAAAGAACUCACUCGAAGUUGUACGGAAAUAGAAUGUAUUGACAAGUAUUCUACUUAUGCAAGGCCCUGAGUAUGUUGUUCUCGGUCCGAUUAGGCCAUUUCCUGACACUCUCCUCAUGUAUAUUAUAUGAGUCUAUGAAGCCGACGUGGUAGUAUCCUUUUCUCUGGCAUUCUUGAACCUUCGCCCUACACAAUUAAAAAAGAAGGAAGAGGAUAAGAAAACACAUAAUUAGUAGAGCUAUGAUACUAUAUACAAAUGGUAAGACGAAGUACACUUACAUACAAAAUACACUGAGGAGAGACUUGUCUAGGGCGUUUUGAUGGUAUAGAUCAUAAAGAUUUUCAAAUUCAAUCCAUAUGUCAUCCAUCCCCCGAUGGAAAUGCCUAUCUUGUAUUCGAGCACGGAACACUACAUCCUUCGAUGCACUUGCUUUCAGGUACCAUGCAUGCAACUCACGCAUCCUAGUUGGUAGCGUCGGAAUCAACUCUUCCCACAUAAGAGGUUCCCCCAACACAAAAGGUUUUUUGUUUGCCCCUGGGUGAACCUCGAUUGGAGCCUCUUCGAGCAGCUGAGCUUUUGUGAGGCCGCUUUCCAGCACAAACUGAGCAGUAGCUGCAUCCUUUGAGUGGGGGUAUCGAUUGCUUGGACUGUUGUCCGAGCUAGGGAACUUGGUUGCGCCAACGGUUACUUGGCUUCUUCAAGUAUUUUGUGAUCUGGCGGUCGUAGUCCGAUAGGGGUGCCCUGUACUUUGGUUUGAGUAAAGAUCUGAAGUAUUUCUUAUCUGCCUCUGACCAUUGAUGCAUCGGUGGAGGCUUUUUUGGUGCGAAAUGAGCUCUGACGUGCUCGCGCACACUCUCAUCCAAUUCCUCCUGAGUCAUAUGGUAUGCUAACUUCGGUGGUGGAGGUUUUUCUUUUUUCUUCUUGGGGGUGUUCCUCUUCUUAGGAGGAGGCGCGACCCUUGUGCUCUUCCUUGCCUUCGGAGGCGGUGGGACCGAAGGCUUCGCGCUAUCCUUCUUCACCUUCGGAGGCGGUGACGGUGGGACCCAAGGCCCUGAGCUAGCACUUGAGUCCCUUGCAUCAUCGGGAGCCGAACUAGGACUCUUUUCUGCUGCCGGUGCUAUUCUAGGAGCCAGACUGGGACUCCUUUGUGGUGUCGGUGGUGAUCUCGGAGCUGGACUGGGACUCCUAUGUGCUGCCGGUUGUGAUCUCGGAGCUGGACUCAGACUGGGACCUCUUUGGGCUGCCCGUGACUUGGCGGGCUCAGAGCCGGGAGUUGGUGUAUCGGUGAAUUGUAUCUCAAAGGCCAAUCGUAUGUACCACUUGUUCCAACAGAUCCAUGUGUGCAUGGCGUGUUCAAGUUCCUCUUGUCCGUCGCCUCCAAGGAUCUCGCGGUCAAGGUCUUCCCAUCCUGGCUCGACUCGAUCGAUCAUGACCCUAGCAUAUCCUUCCGGAAUCAGCCUGCCAUGAAUUGUCCCACAUUGGACAGGCACUUCAGCAAUGCCGUGCGCGACCAGUUUGAUCUUUUUUCUCUACUGAUACAGAAGCUCGCAGGGUGUCCUCACAGUGAUGUCAUCCACCGGGUAAUGUUCUGACUCAUCCACAACCACUGUGGGUUGACCUCCGGCUGGGUGCUCCGUGGAAGCGAUGCUGCGAUGGCGUUGCGAGCCGGGGCUGCUCUUCAAAUUGGCGGCUGAUCUGGCUUCUUGUUGGUGUGCCUGGCUGCUAGCUGCCAUUACCCCUUCAAUUGAAGCUAUCCUUUGUUCCAACCCGAAGCCCGAACCUGAGAAACCCGAGACCAAACCCGAAAAACCCGAACCCCAAUUCGGGUUCUAACCCACGGUACCCAAAAUUAUUACGGGUAGUUCGGGUAUUGGGCCACGGUACCCAAAUUACCCGAACUACCCGAAAUACCGCCCAGCCCAUGUAUGUUUACUCAUUGCACUUGCAGCCCAGCCAGCCCACGAAACCAACCCUAACCUAGGCAGCCGCACAGAGCCCACCCCACCCCAAACCCCAGUCGCGCUGCCACUACCCUGUCCGGCUAUCCCCGUCGCAUCGCGAGACGCGAAUCGCCCACCCCACUAGUGCCCCUCGCCCACCGACCGUCGCCGCACCACUGCCUCUCGCCCGCCAGCCGGUGUCACCACGCCACACAAACUGGUGGCCGCCGCCUCCGCCCGCCGGGCGCCGGGCGCCACUGCGCCUACGUGAACGUGCAGCUGGUGCAGGACUGCAGGCCGUGCAGGCCCCCUCACCGGCUCCCCCCGAGGCAUCAUGGUGAGGCCCCUUCUCCCCGUCCCCGAUGUCGCUAAGACCAGAAGACCUCGAGUCCUCGGCCUCGACUGCAGGCCAGCAAGGCGCUCCUUACCCCCGGCGGCUCCGGCUUCCUGAAUCCUGAAGACCUCGAGUCCUUGACCGAAGAAUGACACCAUCGACGGAGGAAUCUUGCAAUGUAUGUCAUUCAUUCCUCUUCUACUUGUUCAUGGUAGUACAGAUCUAGUGACUAGUAUGGUCUAUUUGAUCUAGUAGCAUCGCUUCCACAGUUACACUCUUGUUUGAAUGCCAUUUUUCUGUUGAAUUAGUAGAACAUUUGAAAUGCAUAGAUAGGACAGGUCACAGGUGUACAAUUUUUCAGUCAUGACUUGAGGCAAAUUAAGAUUUGAUCAGAGAUUACCACAGUCCACCUAUUUGAUCUAGUAGUGUCUUGAACUCUUGAUGAGCUCACUGAAAUCAGUGCUCUUUGUUUUUUAGAUGCCUGAAACUGAAGAUAAUAUUGAGACCCAGUCAAUAAACACUGAGGCUCUACAUGAUAAUUCAGUUGUGCCAAUGGAGAUUCAAGAUUCACAGCCAUCAGAGUCGAAUGGACAAGCUGCUAAUCAGGAGGUCAUUGAUCUAGGGAAUGACACAGGGAAAGAGAAGGAAAGGAAGCAAAUGGCACCAAGGUCAAAUGUUUGGAAUCAUUUCAACAAGAUCAAGGAUGAUAAGGGUUUUCUCAAGUUUGCACAAUGCAAAUAUUGCACUCGCAAGAUGAAGGCUGAAUCAAAGGGACAUGGUAUAUCUUCGUUGUCUCGACACUUGCAAAGUAGCUCGCGAAAUCCUAACAAGUUCGAGAAUGACUCAAAACAAGGCACAUUGCAAAGGGAAGGUAUUACCACAUGGAGGUUCGAUCAAGAUGCACUUAGAGCGGCUUUCGCUGAGAUGGUUGUAGAAGAUGAGGAGCCUUUUUCUAUGGGUGAGAGGCCAGGCUUUAGGAAAUUUAUGAGCAAAGCCUUCCCACGAUUCCAAUUACCAUCUUGAAGAAACUGCACCAGUGAUAUUGUACGUGUUUACUUUCAAGAAAGAGCCAAGCUGAAGAAUUUUUUUAAAGAUUCUUAUCAGCGAAUUUGCUUAACAACGGAUGGUUGGACUUCUCAGCAGCAAGAUAGCUAUAUGACUGUCACUGCGAGCUUUAUUGAUGAUAAUUGGCAGCUGCAUAAGAAAGUGAUCAGUUUUUUCAAGGUAAAAGGACAUAAGGGAGAGGAUAUGGGGAAAAACUUUCUUAGAUGCUUGACAGAAUGGGGUUUGGACAAAGUAAUGACUGUCACUGUUGAUAAUGCUAAUGCUAAUGACAAUGGUGUGGGUUUUUUGAGGAGACAGCUGUAGGGGACCAACAUAGCUGGUGGCAAGUAUUUGCACAUGAGGUGUGCUGCACACAUCAUUAACCUCAUUGUGCAAGAUGGAUUGAAAGAAGUUGACCUCUCUGUGAAGCGUGUCAGGGCUACUAUUAAAUGGAUUAAGAAUGGGACUUCAAGAUUGGUAAAGUUUAAGGAAAUUGCUGAGGAAGAGAAGGUGGACAGCAAGGCAUUUCUUAAGCUUGAUGUCCCAACUAGAUGGAACUACACAUACCUUAUGCUGAAAUCUGCAAUAACUUAUGAGAAGGUGUUUACAAGGCUUUUCAAAGAUGACUACUCUUUUGUUAUUGACCUAUCCGAACAGAGAGAAGGACCUGGUCACCCGGAUGAAACUGAUUGGGAUAGGGCCAAGAAAAUGGCUGAAUUUCUAGAGCAUUUUCAUGAUCUUACUGUCCGUGUCUCCCCAAGUCUCCAUGUCAGCUCUAAUACAUUCUUUCAAGAGAUUGGGGAAGUGCACUUGCUGAUUCAAGCUUGAAUGAAUAGUACAAAUAAUCUGCAAGUAUCAAUGGGCAAGAGAAUGAAAGAUAAAUUUGACAAAUACUGGGGAGUUUGGCACACCAAUAAAGAGCAGGAGCAAGAGGCUGAGAGUGAUAGGGAUAGUGAGAGGAGGGGUAGGGGGAAGGGAAAAGCAAAGGAGAACAUUAAUUUACUGAUUUUCAUUGAUGCAGUUCUUGAUCCAAGAUACAAGUUAUCUUUGUACACCAAAUUGACUGUUGAAGAAAUACUUGGUGAGGAAAGAGGACAGCUAGUUUGGGCAGCUAUUAAAUCUUGUCUCCGUGAGCUGUUUGAUGAAUAUAGGCAAAUUCAUACAACAAGUGAAGUACAAACUGAAGUAAAUACCAAUCAAUCAAGUGGAGCUAGACAAGGCAUGCUUGCUGAAAAAAUUGCAAAGAGGAUGAGGAUGGAAAGUGGUUCCAGCAACACAACCAAGUCAGAACUUGACAAAUAUCUUAGUGAAGAUAUAGAGGAUAGGAACAAGAAGACUGACAUCCUUGUUUGGUGGAGAGACAAUGCACCCAGGCUUCCAGUUUUAGCUCACUUGGCUCGUGAUGUGCUUGCUAUACCUAUCUCCACAGUAGCAUCAGAGUCCGCUUUCAGCACUAGUGGACGCAUUUUAGAUGACUUCCGUACUUCUGUUACUCCAUUCAUGGUAGAGGCUCUAGUUUGUGCACAAGAUUGGCUAAGGAGAGCAACUCCUAUUGAUAUCCAAGAGAAUAUGGAGGAAUUAGAAAUGAUGGAAAAAGAGUUAAUUGAAGAAUUUGGUAACCAUAAAGCCCAGAAUAUUGGCAAAGGAAAAGGGAAAGAAAAAGAGGCUUCCACUGAGAAAACACAAGCAACACCAACAGGAAGCAACUCCAAGUCCAUCUCCAAACCCGGGUCGUCUACAUCUUAGAAGGGUGGUGCCGUGGUGCAUGGUGCUGGUGGGUGCCUGGGUGGUUUGGACUUUGGAGCCUGGAGGCGCAGCUUGAUGGGAGUCAUGUAGUUUGGUCAUGUUUAUCUCUGUUGGUGCUGUUUAUCUCUGUUGGGUGCUCUUUAUUGGGUGCAGCCUGGUCCUGGUGGGUGCUGUACUGCUGUUUAUCUCUGUCUGGACAUGUGGUGCAGUGGUGCAUGAUUUGUGUGCUUUAAAACUAUAUUUAUUAAUUGUGAUAUUUGAAGUGUAAACUGUCAGUUUGUUCAUGUACUGGUACUGCUGUUUA
This is a messenger RNA of Panicum virgatum (switchgrass), 7252 nucleotides long. Its product is annotated as zinc finger BED domain-containing protein RICESLEEPER 2-like. The record is from RefSeq and is a predicted model, not a curated record. The transcript is spliced from 3 exons. NCBI's taxonomy places the organism in Eukaryota, Viridiplantae, Streptophyta, Magnoliopsida, Poales, Poaceae. Gene Ontology annotation, molecular function: protein dimerization activity. The coding region runs from base 6031 to 6948 and encodes 305 amino acids.